This is a messenger RNA of Myxocyprinus asiaticus (Chinese sucker), 9257 nucleotides long. RefSeq names its product protein sidekick-2-like. The transcript has 46 exons. Lineage: Eukaryota; Metazoa; Chordata; Actinopteri; Cypriniformes; Catostomidae. Gene Ontology annotation, molecular function: protein binding. The coding region runs from base 664 to 7569 and encodes 2301 amino acids. The record is from RefSeq and is a predicted model, not a curated record.
AGCGCUUCACACCGAAGGUUCCUGCGCGACACACACCGAUGACUGUUUGAUCCCUCACGGAUUCCGUUUCCCACCCUUACAGCAGAGCUUUCCGCACGACAUGGUUCCCUAGUACCAAACGACUGCGCGGCACAGUAAAACGGGACUUGGAAAGUUACUUAUGCCAAAUAAAGCUUAUUCUGAAUCUGGGCGGACUCUGUGAGCUGGAGGUCCGUAACUGCAAAGGACUCAUCUUGUGGAUAUUAAACAUAAAAGCGGGGUGGACGGAGAGUAACUUUUAUUUUAUUGGACACAUGGACGUGAAUUUUUACGCACAAACGAGUGAGUGAAUGUCACUUGGCAAACAACAGGCUACUCUGGAGACAGUUGUCAACAGUUCUUGAACUAAAAGUGUGAUCGCCCUGGAUUUGGAAUAUAUUGUGUGAUUAAACAUAGCCUAUAUAUUUUUUAAAUGUUACAUUAAAUGCAUGUCAGUGUAGAUUGCUGAUAAAAAGACACUCAGAAAACCAACCUUUAUGUGCAUUUCGGACACCUUAUAGAAUGUUCGUGCGUUAUACACGGCCUCCCGUGCGCAAAGUUUUAAAAUAUUUUUAAAUAUUGUUCGCAAACUCAGACCUACAUCGAAGUUAAACAAUAUCCAAGUCUGAUAUAUAAAAGUGCCGUAUGGUUGAAGGAUCAGUCUUUAAUUCAUUCGCACCUCGCUUCAUUUGCGCUAAGGCGCAGGACGCGCCAGAGACCGCACACUCUCUAGACAAUUACGCGCCGUCCACACACUCAACAGUGGCAGGACUGUGGAGGAGCAACAUGUACCCGGCGUGCAGGACAAAGCCGUUCAAUAUCUCUUCACCUGCUCUUCUGGCAGUGUUUGGGAAUUCGGGCAAACCGAGAAGGAGACUCUGUUGGAUUGUAGUAUUGUUGUCGGUGGUGUUUCAGCUGGCAUCCGCGCAAGAUGAUGUUCCUCCAUACUUUAAGACAGAACCGGUACCAAGUCAGUUGCAUCUGGAGAGGAACCGGUUGGUUCUGACCUGUAUGGCCGAGGGUAGCUGGCCUCUGGAAUUUAAAUGGAUCCACAAUGACACAGAGAUCACUCAUUUCUCACUGGAGUACAGGUAUUUGAUACCAUCUCUGGACAGAUCGCACGCUGGCUUCUAUCGGUGUAUUGUGAGGAACAGAGUUGGAGCGUUGUUACAGAGGAGAACCGAAGUACAAGUAGCAUACAUGGGAGGUUUUGAGGAAGGGGAACGAGUCCAAGCCAUAUCCCAAGGAGAGGGAGCAGUCAUACCAGCACCACGCAUACACUGUUUCCCCCAGCCACAGGUUACAUGGUUCAGAGAUGGACGCAAAAUCCCUCCCAGCAGUCGGAUAGCCAUCACCCUGGACAAUACACUGGUCAUCCUGUCCACAGUGGCCCCAGAUGCAGGAAGAUACUACGUACAAGCUGUAAAUGACAAGAAUGGAGAAAACAAGACGGGCCAGCCCAUAACACUGUCUGUAGAAAAUGUUGGUGGUCCUGCAGACCCCAUUGCUCCCACCAUUGUGAUCCCACCAAGAAACACCAGCGUUAUCUCAGGAACCUCUGAGGUCACCAUGGAGUGUGUGGCCAAUGCAAGGCCAUUAAUAAAGUUGAGUAUCAGUUGGAAGAAGGAUGGCAUUCUGGUGAGGAGUGGACUGAGUGAUUUUAACCGUAGACUGACGAUUUUGAGUCCGGUGGUCAGUGACUCUGGCUUCUACGAGUGUGAAGCUGUUCUCCGUAGCAGCAGCGUGCCCUCUGUCAGUGCUGGAGCAUACCUUCAUGUGCUGGAACCACCUCAGUUUGUUAAGGAACCAGACAAACACAUCACAGCUGAGAUGGAGAAAGUUGUGGAUAUACCCUGCCAGGCCAAAGGAGUCCCUCAGCCUGAUAUUGUAUGGUAUAAGGAUGCAGUUUCCAUCAGCCCAGUGAAGACCCCGCGCUACAGAGUGCUGGCAGGGGGCAGCCUGCAGGUGAACGGCCUUCUGCCUGAUGACACCGGAAUGUUCCAGUGUUUUGCCCGCAAUCAGGCGGGAGAGGUGCAGACCAACACCUACCUUGCUGUUACCAGUAUUGCCCCAAACAUCACGGCCGGUCCUUCCGACAGCACUGUGAUUGAUGGGAUGUCAGUCAUUCUGCACUGUGAGACCUCAGGAGCACCCCGACCUGCAAUCACCUGGCAAAAAGGAGAGCGUGUGCUGGCGAGCGGCUCAGUUCAGCUUCCACGGUUCACUCUCCUCGAGUCAGGAAGUUUACUCAUAAGCCCCUCCCACAUAUCAGACGCCGGCACUUACACUUGCAUGGCCAGCAACUCGCGUGGCAUAGAUGAGGCAUCAGCCGACCUUGUGGUCUGGGCACGUACACGCAUCACUAAUCCUCCUCAGGACCAGAGCGUCAUCAAAGGAACAAAAGCCACCAUGACCUGCGGUGUGACGCAUGAUCCCAGUGUUUCAGUCAGGUUUGUUUGGGAGAAAGACGGUCAGGUGAUCAUCGCUCAGUCUCUACCUCGACUGCGACUAGACGUGAAUGGAACCCUGCACAUCACUCAGACAUGGUCAGGUGACAUCGGCACAUACACCUGCAGAGUGACAUCAGUGGGUGGCAAUGACUCCCGCAGCGCACAUCUACGUGUGAGGCAGUUGCCCCAUGCCCCUGAGAACCCCACUGCUGUGUUAAGUGCAACAGAAAAGAGAGCCAUAAACCUGACGUGGGCCAAACCUUUUGAUGGAAACAGCCCUCUCAUCCGCUACAUUCUGGAAGUGUCUGAAAACAAUGCUCCUUGGACUGUCCUAUUGGCUAACAUCGAGCCCGAGGUGACCGCAGUAACAGUAAACGGUCUGAUCCCGGCGCGCUCGUACCAGUUCCGCCUGUGUGCCAUCAAUGAUGUUGGCAAAGGCCAGUUCAGCAAGGAGACUGACCGAGUGUCUCUUCCAGAGGAGCCGCCCAGUGCUCCCCCUCAGAAUGUCAUUGCCAGUGGACGCACCAACCAGUCGAUCAUGAUUCAGUGGCAGCCGCCUCCAGAAAGUCACCAAAAUGGCAUCUUGAGAGGAUAUAUCAUCCGGUAUCGUCUGACUGGUCUGCCUGUGGAUAUCCAGUAUAAAAAUAUCUCCAACCCUGACGUCACCAACCUGCUGUUAGAGGAUCUAAUCAUCUGGACUAACUAUGAGAUUGAAGUGGCAGCAUAUAAUGAAGCUGGACUGGGCGUUUACUGCCAUAAGGUUACAGAGUGGACCCUCCAGGGAGUUCCCACCAUUGCUCCAGGCAAUGUGAAAGCAGAGCCCAUCAACUCCACCACAGUCCGGUUCACUUGGACAGCCCCAAACCCGCAGUUCAUCAAUGGUAUCAACCAGGGCUACAAGCUGUUGGCAUGGGAACCAGGAAAGGAAGAUGAGAUGACAAUAGUGACAGUUCGGCCAAACUUUCAGGACAGCGUGCACGUGGGCCACAUCACCGGCCUAAAGAAAUUCUCUGAGUACUUCACCUCAGUUCUCUGCUUCACCACACCAGGAGACGGGCCACGCAGUCCACCACGAAGACUGCGUACACAUGAAGACACCCCUGGUGCUGUCGGACACCUGAGCUUCACAGAGAUUCUCGACACUUCGCUUAAAGUGAGCUGGAGAGAGCCCAAUGAGAAAAAUGGUGUUCUAACAGGGUAUCGUGUAUCAUGGGAGGAGUACAAUCGUACUAACACACGGGUCACACACUACCUGCCUAAUGUUACUCUGGAGUACAGAGUUACUGGACUGACAGCACUCACCACAUACACCAUUGAGGUGGCUGGAAUGACCUCCAAGGGUCAGGGUCAACUAUCAUCUUCAACCAUCUCCUCAGGUGUACCACCAGAGCUUCCCGGCCCUCCCACAAACCUGGCCAUCUCAAACAUUGGCCCUCGCUCAGUAACCCUGCAGUUCAAGCCAGGAUACGAUGGCAAGACCUCAAUUUCUCGCUGGCAGGUCGAGGCCCAGGUCGGUGUAGUGGGAGAGAACGAGGAUUGGGUGAUGGUCCAUCAGCUGGCCAAUGAACCUGAUGCUCGCUCUUUGGAGGUCACCGGCCUCAACCCUUAUACUUUCUAUAGGUUCCGAAUGCGUCAGGUGAACAUUGUAGGCACCAGUCCACCCAGCCAGCCUUCCAGAAAGAUCCAGACCCUGCAGGCUCCUCCUGAUAUGGCCCCAGUCAACGUAACCCUGCGGACGGCCAGCGAAACCAGCCUCUGGCUUAGAUGGGUGCCUCUUCCUGAAUGGGAGUAUAAUGGGAACCCAGAUUCGGUGGGCUACCGUGUGCAGUACAGCAGGACUGGAGCCCAGUCUAAAGUUCUGCUUCAAGUCAUCGCAGACCGCUUGGAGAGAGAGUUUACCAUCGAGGACCUGGAGGAGUGGACAGAGUAUGAGGUCAGAGUUCAGGCCAUCAAUGGCAUCGGAGCGGGACCCUGGAGUCAGCCCGUACGGGGUAGAACCAGAGAGUCCGUCCCCUCCUGUGGGCCCACAAAUGUCUCUGCAUUUGCCACCACCUCCAGCAGCAUUCUGGUCCGCUGGUUUGAAGUUCCUGAACCUGACAGAAAUGGACUCAUCCUGGGCUAUAAGGUGGUGUAUAAGGAAAAGGACUCUGACUCUCCUCUUCAGUUUUGGAUGGUGGAGGGAAACGCCACCCAUAGUGUUCAGCUAAACGGACUGGGGAAGUAUGUUCUGUAUGAGAUCCAGGUCUUAGCUUUCACCCGCAUUGGAGAUGGCCGACCCAGCUCCCCGCCGAUACUGGAGCGCACCCUCGAUGACGUGCCUGGGCCGCCUGUGGUCAUUUUAUUUCCUGAAGUCCGCACCACUUCGGUCAGACUCAUCUGGCAGCCACCCUCUCAGCCCAAUGGCAUCAUACUGGCCUAUCAGAUCACAUACCGGCUAAACUCCACUAAUAGCAACACAGCCACAUUUGACGUGUUGAACUCCAGUGCACGGCAGUAUACAGUCACGGGGCUGAGACCAGAAUCCGUCUACGUGUUCCGUAUCAGAGCGCAGACACGCAAGGGCUGGGGAGAAGCUGCUGAGGCUUUGGUGGUCACCACAGAGAAGAGAGCUCGACCUCAGCCCACCAGCCGUCCCACGGUGCCCCAGGAAAACGUACAGGCACGCAGUGUGCUGCUGUCAUGGGAACCAGGCAGCGAUGGUUUAUCUCCGGUUCGGUACUACACCGUUCAAGUCAGAGAGCUGCCUCAGAAGAAUUGGACGGUCCAUUCUGCGUCUGUUAGCCAUGAGUCCAGUUCCUACAUCGUAGACAGACUGAAGCCGUUCACCUCCUAUCAGUUCAAAGUGAAAGCUACUAAUGAUAUUGGAGACAGUGACUACAGUGAAGAGAGUGAAGCUAUCACUACACUACAGGAUGCCCCAGAUGAAGCUCCAACCAUCCUCACUGUCAAACCAUACACCACAACCUCAGUUCUGAUUUGCUGGCAGCCCCCUCCUGAGGAAAAAAUUAAUGGAAUUAUUCUGGGAUUCCGAAUCCGGUAUCGGGAGCUGCUUUAUGACCGGCUCCGAAGUUACAGCGUUCACACUGUCAAUGGAGCUUCAACCGGCUGGGCAGAACUCACCUCUCCCUACAACAUACGGAACAUCAGCGAAUCCUCCCUUACUCAGUAUGAACUGGACAAUCUUAUGAAACACAAGCGCUAUGAGAUCAGAAUGAGUGUGUACAAUGCUGUUGGUGAGGGACCAACCAGCUCACCACAGGAAGUCUUUGUGGGAGAAGCAGUUCCAACUGCCCCACCUCUAAAUGUGGUCAUCCAAUCAGCUACUGCCACGCAAUUUGAUGUAACGUGGGACCCGCCUCCGCUGGAGACUCAGAAUGGAGAUAUUCAGGGUUAUAAGAUCUUCUUUUGGGAAUAUCAACGGAAAAAUGAGACGGAGAAACUGCGUACUCUCUUCCUGCCUGAGGGAGGAGUAAAGCUCAAGAAUCUAACGGGCUACACCACCUACAUGAUCAGUGUCGCUGCUUUCAAUGCAGCCGGGGAUGGACCACGCAGCCCACCGACCAGAGGAAGAACUCAACAAGCUGCUCCCAGUGCUCCCAGUUUGAUCCAUUUCAGUGAGCUCACCACCACCUCUGUCAAUGUGUCCUGGGGCGAGCCUGUCUUCCCUAACGGUAUCAUUGAGGGCUACAGACUCAUCUACAAACCCUGCAUGCCUGUUGAUGAGUCCUCAGUGGCCUGUGUCGACUGUCUUCACUCCCCCUCCCCCCCAGGCGUUAGUAAGAUCGUGACGGUGGACGUGAAGGGGAACGCCCCCCUGUGGCUGAAAAUCAAAGAUCUGGCUGAUGGAGUCACGUACAACUUCCGCAUCCAUGCCAAAACCUUCACCUACGGUCCAGAGGUGGAGGCCAACAUCACCACAGGACCUGGAGAUGGAGCACCGGGCCCUCCUGGUGAACCCUUCAUCUCUCGAUAUGGCUCCGCCCUGACCAUCCACUGGGCCAAUGGGGAUCCCGGGCGGGCACCUAUCACACGCUAUGUUAUUGAGGCCAGACCCUCAGAUGAAGGUUUGUGGGAUAUUUUAAUCAAAGACAUCCCCAAAGAAGUGACAUCAUACACCUUCAACAUGGACAUCUUGAAACAGGGAGUCAGCUAUGAUUUCCGGGUGAUUGGGGUGAAUGACUAUGGAUACGGGUCUCCAAGUCAGCCGUCACCAUCCAUAUCAGCCCAAAAAGUGGCUCCAUUCUAUGAGGAAUGGUGGUUUCUGGUGGUGGUUGCUCUGGUUGGCCUCAUUUUCAUCCUGCUGCUUGUUUUCAUUCUCAUCAUCAGAGGCCAGAGCAAGAAAUAUGCCAAGAAAUCUGACUCAGGAAACAACACCAACUGUAACGCACUGACACAUGGAGAGAUGGUCAGCCUGGAUGAGAGCCGCUUUCCCGCCCUGGAGCUAAACAACCGAAGACUGUCCGUUAAAAAUUCCUUCUGCCGCAAAAAUGGCGUCUAUACCAGGUCUCCUCCUCGACCCAGUCCAGGCAGUCUUAACUACUCUGAUGAGGAUGUCAGCACCAAGUACAAUGACCUGAUCCCAGCAGAGAGCAGCAAUCUCACAGAGAAGCCUUCUGAGAUCUCAGAUUCACAGGAGGCGCUUGUUUUCUCCUUUAAGACUGGGGGCCUCCAUCAUACUCUUCCAACUCAAGGGGGCAGCGACAGCGAAUAUGAGGUGGAUCCUAACCGGCAGAAGACCCAUUCGUUUGUCAACCACUACAUCAGCGACCCCACCUACUACAACUCCUGGCGUAGGCAGCAGAAGGGAAUCUCUCGAGCACAGGCCUACAACUACACUGAAUCAGAGUCUGGAGAUCCCAAACCCUGUGCCCCUCCACCACCUCUACCCCCUCUACCCCCAUUCCCCCCACAGCUAAGUUCGCCAACACCCCAGAGCCAGCCCCAGACUGGCACCCUCUUCAGACCCAAGGGCAGCCGGACUCCUACUCCCUCCCAGCAGAGCUCAAACCCACCCAGUCAGCAUGGCACACUUUAUCGUCCCCCGAGCAGUUUGGCCCCUGGCUCAAGGGCCCCAAUUGCUGGCUUCUCAUCAUUUGUUUAAUAGAAUGAAAAUAUCUGUACAGAGGAAUAAAAUAUGAAGGCAGUGAGAUCUACUUUUCCAAAGCCUGGUCAAACGUAUGUAGAAGAAUGACAGCAAAUAUCAACCCUGGAUCUGUUGCGCAACGUCAUCGCAAGCUUAUUUUUAUUUUUAUACUCUUUAUUUGGUCUCAGAAUCGCACACAGAUGACAGAGGUUUGUUUGCUCUUUGGUUUCUUUGCUUGUGUGUGUUGCUUUCAGUGUAUUUUGCUUCAUAUAAUGAAAGACAAUCACUUGAAAAGACAAGCAAUGAGAUAAGUGAGCUUUUUUGUUUAAGUUUGGGUUUGUUUGUGCUACCCGUGAAACUGCAUGGCUUGAUUACUUUUUCAAAUUAAUCUUGUUUUAAUUUUUUUUUUUUUUUUUUUUUUUUAUUAUAAUUAUUUGUUUCUUUUGUUCCAUAGUAUACAGUAAAAAACAAUCAAAGUAAGUUACAUAUGCUGGACAAAAGCACCAACACAUGAAAAAUAAAUAAAAAAUAGGGCCUGCCUAAGGUGAAAAUGUUGUGUUGUAUCUUAGCACUUGGACUGCUAACGGUGUUUGGGACAUCGAGAAAAAAGCGAAACUUAAAAAUUGAAGAUUUUUACUGUGGCAUUUUUGUCCUUACGCUUUUGACAAAGUACUGGGGUGAGUAGGAAAAGUUACAAAGUUCAUUCUGAUCUGGCGACUAAGAGACUACGAUCUGAUAAAGGCUUGUCUGCACUUAGCACAUGUAUGAGUUGAAAGGCCAGCAUCAUUUAUUGAUGUGACAUGUAAAUUUUCACCGGUGCUUUAAAAAGCCAACAGGUCAAAUUAAGUGCUUCAUGCUAAUUUGUGUUUUGAAUGUUUUUCCAGAGGGGAAAUGUACAACGUGUUUGUAAAGUUGAUGAUAGGAGCUCGAGUAUAUUUCCCAUGUGAAACUGAUAGAUCAAAGGCCAAAUAUGAAAAAGCCUCAUUUAGUAUUAUAAUAUUAUACUUUUGCUCUGAAUUAAGCAUUCAGAGUUAUUAAUGUCAGCAUCAGGUGUGUGUUUAUGUGGGGGGUGGGGGGGUGUAUGUUGAGGCCGUGUCAUUUGUUGCUCCUUUUGAUUUGACUCUAUGAUGUCAUCCUGAGCUUUAGGUCGCACUUCCCCUGUACAAAUGUUAACAUCAGACACAAAAAUAAACAGCAGAGCUCAUUCUUUUGCCAGCAUUUCAUGUGGUGCUGGACAUCAAAUGCCUAACGAAAAGUUUCUAUUCUCACACUUCUUCUUUACUGAGAUCUUUCAAAGACACUACCACUACCAAGUCAUCUUUGCCGCUAAUGACUUUACUAAUGGAAGCUCUGAUUAUCUGGCAAGAUGUAAUGUCAUAACUGAUAACAUUUCAAAGAUUGUGCAACCAAGCAAAUGUAUUUUACCUGUGUACUUUGGACCACAUGGAUUAUUCACCACUUUGCUUUGGCACGGCUAUUCAGAGUUUCAGAAGAUAAAAGAAAACGGACUAAGGGACCUGACAUGAAGUCAGCAGAGAACUAAACAGCACUUGCACAGCUUACUUUUGUGGUUUAAUGACGUCAUUUGCUCUUUCUUUUCUGUGAAGUGAUUUUACUGUGUGCACUGUAUAAACAAGGCCAAUCACAUGCUCAGUCUGCCUGAACACGGUAUAUUCCUAAAUAAAUGAUGUUUUAUGCAAAUGUUA